Dryobates pubescens (Downy woodpecker) is the source of this 2102-nucleotide messenger RNA. RefSeq names its product Wnt ligand secretion mediator (gene WLS). Gene Ontology annotation, molecular function: Wnt-protein binding. The coding region runs from base 45 to 1670 and encodes 541 amino acids. Gene Ontology annotation, cellular component: organelle membrane; endomembrane system. Gene Ontology annotation, biological process: intracellular protein transport; Wnt signaling pathway; Wnt protein secretion. The record is from RefSeq and is a predicted model, not a curated record. Lineage: Eukaryota; Metazoa; Chordata; Aves; Piciformes; Picidae. The transcript is spliced from 12 exons.
UUUUUCUUUGGGGUGGGGGGAACCGAUUCAACCGGCGUGAGAAGAUGGCUGGGGCUAUCAUCGAGAACAUGAGCACCAAAAAGCUCUGCAUCGUCGGGGGGAUCUUGUUGGUCUUCCAAGUGAUCGCCUUUCUGGUGGGAGGUCUGAUCGCUCCCAGCCCCACGACAGCAGUUCCUUACACGUCGGCCAAGUGCAUCGACAUGAGGAGAAACCACCACAAGACCAAGUGGCUGAUGCCCUGGGGGGACAACCCCUGUGAGAAGCUCAAGGACUUUGAUGAGGCAGUGAGCAGGCAGAUCGAGGCCAACGACAUCGUCUUCUCUGUCCACGUUCCCCUGCCCCACAAGGAGAUGAGCCCCUGGUUCCAGUUCAUGCUUUUCAUCAUGCAGCUGGACAUCGCCUUCAAGAUGGACAACGACCUCAGAGAGAAUGCCGAGAUCACCCUGGAUGUGUCGCUGGCGUACCGUGACAACAUGCUGGAUGAGUGGCAAGAAAUGACACAUGCCAUAGAGAUCAGGAAGCUGAAGUGCACCUUUGGCUCACCAAAAACGCCGGAGUCGGAAGGCCGUCACUACGACUGCGACUUCCUGCCCUUCAUGGAGAUCGGCAGCGUGGCGCACAAGUACUACCUCAUCAACAUCCGCCUGCCCGUCAACGAGAGGAAGGGCAUCAACGUGGGCAUCGGCGAGAUCAAGGACAUCCGCCUGGUGGGCAUCCACCAGAACGGUGGCUUCACCAAGGUGUGGUUUGCCAUGAAGACCUUCCUGACCCCCAGCAUCCUGAUCAUCAUGAUCUGGUACUGGAGACGGAUCACGCUGAUGACACGGCCUCCUGUCCUGCUCGAGAAGGUCAUCUUUGCUCUGGGCAUUUCCAUGACGUUCAUUAACAUCCCUGUGGAGUGGUUUUCCAUUGGGUUUGACUGGACUUGGAUGUUGCUCUUUGGGGACAUUCGACAAGGCAUCUUCUAUGCCAUGCUCCUCUCCUUUUGGAUCAUCUUCUGUGGAGAGCACAUGAUGGACCAGAACGAGCGCAAUCGCCUCUCUGGGUACUGGAAACAGGUUGGACCCAUAGCUGUUGGCUCCUUCUGCCUCUUCAUCUUUGACAUGUGUGAGAGGGGAGUGCAGCUGAAGAAUCCCUUCUACAGCAUCUGGACCACUGAAGUUGGCACAGAGCUGGCUAUGGCCUUUAUCAUAGUUGCAGGCAUCUGCUUGUGCCUCUAUUUCCUCUUCCUGUGCUUUAUGGUCUUCCAAGUGUUCAGGAACAUCAGUGGGAAGCAGUCGAGCCUGCCAGCCAUGAGCAAAGCUCGGCGCCUUCACUACGAGGGGCUGAUUUUUAGGUUCAAGUUCCUGAUGCUCAUCACCCUGGCGUGCGCAGCCAUGACGGUCAUCUUCUUCAUCGUGAGCCAGGUGACAGAAGGGCACUGGAAGUGGGGGGACGUGACGAUCCAGGUGAACAGUGCCUUCUUCACCGGCAUCUACGGCAUGUGGAACCUCUACGUCUUCGCCUUGAUGUUCCUCUAUGCACCCUCCCACAAGAACUAUGGCGAUGACCAGUCCAAUGGUGACCUGGGUGUGAACAGUGGGGAAGAGCUUCAGCUGACCACCACCAUCACCCACGUGGACGGCCCCACGGAGGUUUACAAGCUGGCUCGGAAGGAGGCUCAGGAGUGAGGCUGAGGGGCCCUCAGCUGGCAGCCAGACUGGGGUGGAGAGCAGAGGACAACACAGUGCCCCCCUGCAAGGAGGCCUCUCCGACCUAGCUCGCUCCUGGAGCACCCCAUCCCGUGGUGGGUGACACCGAGCAGUGUCACCUGGCAGAACAUUUGUAACCUCUUUGAUAUGGUGUAGUUAUUCCUGGGGGGUGGGAGGGCUUUGUCUAUUGGGUUACACUCCAGCACCUACAGACCUGCAGGGAGAGCGUUGCGGUUGCAAAGUCGUGCAGUCAGGAAGGGACGAGAGAUGACCUUGGGGGGGCUUUGGUGUGGUUCUGGUGUGCCUGUGCAUAAGGGUGGUGCCUGGGGAGCUCAGAUGAGGAGCACCAUCUUCAGUGGUGAAGGGUUGGGGCUUUUCCCCUCAAGGUGUUGGCUGAGGGGAAGGCUAAAG